AUGUCCACCCUUCGAUAUGAAUUAAUUCAUGCAACAAUUAAUAGAGCGUCUACAUUAACAGAUACUAAUAUUUACAAUGAUAUACAUAAACAAUUUGAAUUUCAAAAACAAACAGUCCUUGCUGAUAAAAUUCUUACAAAUGAUGAAAAAACUUUUGCAAUAAGAUGGAUAACUAAAGGUCAUGAUCGAAAUAAAGUUAAUUUUAAUUCAGGAACAAAAAGAAUUUGUGAAAAUUGUAAGCAAGAAUGUUUAGCCACAUUAUAUUGUGAAUAUUGUGUUCGAAAUUAUUUAAAAGAAUAUUUUUCAAAUUGGACAUCUGGUAAUUAUGAUAUUGAUAAUUUAAUACAGAAAUGUCAAAUGGAAUCACUCAUGCCGAGUAAAAUAGUUGAAUGGAUCCCAUAUAGUAAUUUAGAAAAUAUUAAAUAUUUAACAAAAGGUGGAUUUUCUGAAAUUUAUACAGCAGAUUGGAUUAAUGGACAUUAUGAAGAAUGGGAUUCUGAAAAAAAACAAUUAACGAGACUCAGGAAUCGUGGUACAGUGCUUAAAAAGUUAGAAAAUGUUGAAAGUGCAAAUCAAAGUUGGAUUGAGGAGGCUAAAUCGCAUUUAACUAUAAGUAAUAAAUGGGCAAAUGUUGUUCGAUGUUAUGGUUUAACGCAAAAUCCAUCAAAUGGAAAUUAUAUGCUUGUAAUGAAUAAAAUGGAUAUAGAUUUAAGAAAAUAUUUACAACAAAAUCAUAAUCAACUUACAUGGAAAGAUAGAAUGAAAAUUAUUAAUGAAAUAACUCUUGCACUUUAUUAUAUUCAUUUUGAGAAAGCAAUUCAUAGAGAUUUGCAUUCUGGAAAUAUAUUAUAUUCACAACUAGCCAAUAGUUGGAUCAUUAGUGAUCUUGGAUUUUGUGGACCUGCUGAUAAAUCUUCAACAAGUAUAUAUGGAAAUCUUCCUUACAUAGCACUCGAAGUUAUUGUUGGAAGAGAAUAUACUUUUGCAUCUGAUAUUUAUAGUAUUGCAAUUCUUAUGUGGGAAAUUUCAUCUGGACAAACACCAUUUAUAAAUUAUGAACAUGAAAAUGAUAUUGUAAUGAAUAUUAUUAACGGUAUAAGUUCAAAAAUUGUUCCAGGAACUCCAUUAGAAUAUAAAAAUUUAAUGAAAGAAUGUUGGGAUGCUGAUCCAUUAAAAAGACCUAAUAUACUUACACUUUGGAAUAAAAUACAAAAAAUUAAUUUAUAUUAUCAAAAUAUGUCAGAUGAAUUAUUCAAAUCAGAAAUGGAUAAUUUAGAAAUGAAUAGAGUAGAAGAAAAUUAUACGAGUAGUACAAGUAAAAUUCAUAACUUUGGAAAUCUACCUGAACCAAGAAAUGCAACAGAAGAAGAACAAGAAGUGUUUCAUAGUAAAUUGUAUGAUUUUAACAUUCCUGACGAUAUUGACGACUUUAAUAAAUCAAAUGAGCAGAAUAGUAGCAAAACAUUAAAAGUAAUUACUAUUUUUAGAGAUAGUAAUAAAAAAUUAUCUAAAUCAUUUAAAAAGUUGCAAAUAAAGUCAAAUAAUGAUAAAAAAGAAAAAACUCAAAAAUAUGUUGUUGAUGAUGACGAAGUAUAUAACAAUCCAAACUUUCAUUCAAAAGAACAAGAUGAACUGGAAAUUCCUGAUGAUGGAUUUUAAAUUUUUUUGGUAAAUCAAAUUAACAAUAUUUUUUUUAUAUUUUAAAUUAUUAUCACUUAUUUAUUUAUCGUGGAUUAUUUAAACACUAAGACUAGAGUACAAAAUUCUUAGUUUGUAA
Rhizophagus irregularis DAOM 181602=DAOM 197198 is the source of this 1777-nucleotide messenger RNA. RefSeq lists its product as uncharacterized. The record is from RefSeq and is a predicted model, not a curated record. Lineage: Eukaryota; Fungi; Glomeromycota; Glomeromycetes; Glomerales; Glomeraceae.